Molecule: messenger RNA, 6347 nt
Organism: Plectropomus leopardus (leopard coralgrouper)
Lineage: Eukaryota; Metazoa; Chordata; Actinopteri; Perciformes; Serranidae
Source: RefSeq, a predicted model, not a curated record
AGCUCAGCACUGCGCUCUACAUCCAUGAGGCUCCUGCCUGGACGUUUGGAUUCUCUCUGCACAGCAACACAGCCGUGAUACGGUGCUGGACAGCGUAACAUUGAGCUGUGUUUUACCAGCAGGGCUUUGGGAGAUAGAGAGGGAAUAAUAAGGCGGGGAGGGGGGGGCAACCUUACCACACACUUGAGCGAUGUUCCGUGAGCUUCUCUCUCUCGUGUUUCAGAGCGUCAGGCGUUUCUACACAGAGACCUGGGACUAAUGGAGGGAUGCAAUGAUGUUACUCUUUGCUUGUCAUGCUUGAAUCACAGCUUCAUAUAUCCUUUUGUGUCAGAGACCUUAUUGUCUUCGUCUGUCACCGCCGCCAGAUCAACUGUGGGGUAGCGUGGCGGACAGAGCCCCCUCCUCAACCCCCCUCUCCCUUGUCUGUGCCCCCGGCUUCUCAUCACUCCCAGCUCGCUCGUGUCUAUUUACCUCUCUUAAGCUACCCUCCCCUCUCUGUUAAGCUCCGUCUUUCUUGCUCUCCUGCUCCCGACUGCUUACUAUCUCCCUCUCUUUGCUCCUUCAAAGCAGGCAGUGUGCUAUUCUAUCCAAGCAGCUUGCUACAUGAUCUCCUGGAGAACAGUUUUCGCCGCUGCUCUGCCUCCUUACAAUUCCCGAGCUCUUCCAGAUUUUCAUCUCUACUACGGCAGGAUGUUCCUUCGCAAGGAUUGAUCCCCAUUCGCCCCCUUUCACUCUCCCCUUCCCCUCCCUCGUCCUGAUCUCCUGCCCUCUGACCCUCACCCUCUUGUUCUCUACCCCCACCCUUUCUCUCCUGUUCGCCCUUACCCCGAGCCUUGUCCCCCCAUAAUUCAUUUCACCCCCUUGACCAUGUUGCCAUGUGUCUGCUGGCUCCAACUUAUCCUCAUCUUGCUGUCCUCUGUCUUAUGGACCCGGGGGGAAAACUGCCCAGCAACCUGCCUGUGCCCAGAUCCUCACACCGUGGACUGCAGCGGCCGCGGGCUGACCCGUCUACCCAGUGAGAUCCCCUUGGACGUGCGCAGGCUGUUGCUGGCUGACAACUGGAUACCCAGCAUCCCCUCGGACUUCCUGGUUCUGUACAGUGACUUGGUCUACCUGGACCUCCGGAACAACUCCCUCUCCCACAUAGAACCGGGGACACUCAGCACCUCUUCCAGGCUGGUCUUCCUGGACUUGGGCAGCAACAAUCUGACUGAAAUCCCCAAGGGGACUUUUGGGGAGUCUCGGAGCCUCAUCAAACUACGGCUGGGCAAUAACCCUUAUCUGAGCAUGGUGAACGAGGAUGCGUUCCUCGGCCUCACCUCUCUGAGAGAACUGGAACUGGAGCGUAAUGCACUGUCGACGCUACAGGUGGGGGCACUGAGUCAGUUGCCCUCCCUGCGGGCAGUGAGGCUAGAGGGCAACCCCUGGGUGUGCAACUGCAACUUUGCCAGCCUGUUCGCAUGGCUGAUGGAGAACAGUCACAAGCUUCCAAACGGGGUGGAAGGCAUGGAGUGCUCCCUCCCCAUGGACGGCAGACGUGUAUCCCUGACCCAGCUCUCCAAGGACAGCUUCCGUGAGUGCCAGGCCACCCUGACUCUAACAGACCUGCUCAUCAUAAUUUUCUCUGGCAUCUCAGUGUCUGUGGUGGCCAUCAUGACAAGUUUCUUCCUGGCUUCAACUGUUCAUUGCUUCCAGCGCUGGAGCAAAGGCACCAAGGGGGAUGAGGAGGAAAGUGAGGAGUGAGAAGGGUUUCGUUUUAAGGGGCCGUGCGGUCCUGGUACUGAAAACAAUGAGUGGACACCGCGGACAGUGUGUUAGACACCGCAGACAGUGAGUUAGACACCGCAGACAGCGUGUUGGACACCACAGACAGUGUGUUGGACACUGCAGACAGUGUGUUGGACACCACAGACAGUGCGUGCUACAUGUGACAAGUUUCAUGCUGCCUCCUCCCUGGUAAAUAUCCAGGGCUGUUUAACGAUAGGAUCUUGUUCUGGUACGGUCACAGUUGUUUUCUUUGCACAAUGAAAUACGGUAACAAAAGACAUUCCCAAGGAAUGAGCCAGUCCCAAUAAAAAAAAUAGUGCGUGCCCUGCUGCUCCACUUGCAAAAUGAUAUUAUAGAGAUCGUAUUUUUGGCUGUGAGAGCCUGUGGUCAUCUUUUAUGACUGCUGGCUCUUGGCUUAAUGUUGUAGGCCUACAGCGAGGCUAACUCUUUUGUAAUGAGAGAGUAAACGAUUUAAAAAAAAGCGUUGCUGCAGGGCUGUCACAUUAGUCUUAGACAAGGCGAUAACUUCUAAACGUGUAAUCACAUUGGACACCCUGAAAUCCUGUAAAGUGACAUCAAAGUUAAGGCAAACUUUUGGGUGAUUUUUAUGGGGCUUUAUCUGAGCAGAAUCCACAAUCCCAUUAACAAAAGGUUGUCAUACCAACCAAUGACCUCAGUAAUUAACUGCCUAUAUAACAUGAUAUGCUGGCAUAUCCUGCCAUUUAAAAUGUCUUUUUUGGACAGCCUCACUCAUAUUCAAAAGUGGUUCACAAGCCACUGUUGUUGGCAAAUACUGUUGUUCCUUCUGCAUGUAAAAUUAGACAGAGGUGUCGGUCGAGGAGGAAGGAUAACGGUGAGAUGUUACUGUUGGAAGCUGAUGCACUGUAGGCAGGAAGAGUUUCAGGUGGGUCUACGCAUUCUUCAGCAGUAUACUCAUUAUGUAACCACAAAUUUAUGUACAAAAAGAAAACAAUGUACAGUCAAAACAAACGUAAAUCAAGAGCAUAUACUGUUUGUUCCUUAGAUUGAUAACUGUGACCUGUGUAGAAAGAUAACAGUAUAAUCUUGAAAAUUAUGGCAAAUACGGUAUUAAAAAUAGAACCUACGUAGAACUACUGUGUCAAAUAACGCACUUUAUGGUGAACCUAAUUUUGGCAAGCCCCUAAUUACACUAUGUAGACUGGUUUUGUCUUCAUCUGCCAAAGAUUAGGUUUAGGUGAAGGAGAGAUUGCAUAUAAGGACUUUGUCGUGGAUGUGAUUUAGUAAGGUAGGGAUAGCUCCUUACCAGAAGGCAGCACUAUAGCCAAAUCACGCUUUGUGUACACACAUUAUACUCAAACAGUUAUGGUCUCCAAAGAUUAGCAUUUCCUCCUAGAACCAGCUGUCUUACUUUGCUUCACACAUUGCAGUCUUUAACCUCUAUUUUCAACAGACAGCAAAUAGUUAUUUAGUCUGAGGGCGGUGGGCAAGAAGUUUCUGUCUUUAGGAGUAAAUAGACAAUUUUUGUUUUGUUAAAGAUAACCAGAACUGGUGCAUCAUGGACUGUCAGUCAGCUUUUCUCCUUUCACUUCAGAUCUUCCAAUAUCUUGUGAUAAAGCUGCAGAUUUGAUGUCCUGGAAAGUGUCAGAUCAACAGCAUCUGCUUUCAUAAGACCACAGUACAGUACAAUCUAAAUUAAGUAAAGCAGCGCCCUGAAUAUGAUGGGUGUCUUUUGUUUUUUUGCAUCCUUUAUGUUUUGAAAUGCUCAAAGCGGCAUUUUUUCCCCCAAAGCUGAGGUAUGUUUAUUGCUUUUCACAUUGUCGUAUGGCAUGAAUAAUUAAGUGAAAUUGAGAUAUGAAGCAGAAAGAACAUCAAGCCUCUAAAUGCAAACAAGCAGAGGGUAGAGAAAGGGUAAUGGGCAAGAUAGUAGUCAUUUCUGUAUGAUUGAGAAAAGAUGAAAAGAACGGGUCAUAAACCUAACUGUGCAGCAUUAUGAAGCACAUUUUGCAAAAAUGAUAAGAGAUAAAUAUAGCCUUAUUUAUUUUUGUUAUUAUUCAUUUGUUUCAGGAUCAAAAAGCACAAAGAUUUCACAGGAAACUAAUGUAAUUCUGGUACACUCUGACAUCACGUGUUGGUACCAUCCUGUAUUGUUGCAGUAUUUUUUCGUUGAUGUGUAUUGUCGCAUAUUGUGCUGAAAAUGCUACAUCCUUAUACACAGUGUGAAAUUCGUACUGUAUGGAUGUUGUGUUUUUGCCCAGAUUUAAACAGCUAUUGAUUUGAAUUUGAAGACAAAUUCAAGGCUCAUGCCCAUCAGAUAUUUAUGUACAUUAUAACAGCCAUUUGACCUUUUGCUAAACCCCUCCCCAGUACAGCAAUUGUCCAAUCACAGCUUGGUAACUGUAACUAGGCAAGUCCGCAGGCUUGUCCAGCUUUAAAUUUCUCCACAAGUUAAGGCGUCCAAGAACAGUCUAACUCUGUAUCUCAAGAAUUUGGAGGGUGAUGUCUUUUCUUUGGUAGUUGCAAAACCUAAAACACGAGUGCAAAUGUGAAGAAUGGUUUAAAGUUUUCUUUAUCUGCUACAACGUAAGCUGCAAAAGGCCUGCCUACAUUUGUUUUUUGUUUUUUUUUUAAAUAUCAUUUUUUGAGCUUUUUCUCAUUAUUCGAUAGGACAGCUAUAGCAGGAAAAUGGGAGAAAGAGGGGAUGACAUACAGCAAAGGGCCAAGGCCGGAAUCAGACCUGCAGCGCUCGCUCUACCAGGUGAGCUAAUAGGCAACCUAGGCCAAUCUACAUUAGUAACCAGGCAUAGCGUUAUUUGCAGUCAGCAUUUUAAUAGGUUACCACAUUAUUUCAUGAGAUUACAGGUUACAUUAGAAAAACAGUGUUCAGGGCUGACAUAGCAUGGGAGCCAAAAUGCUUCUAUAUCAAAAUUUACAGCAACAGCAAACUUCUGUAUUUUAUUGUUGUUGUUGUUGUUUUGUGUCCCUUUGUAUCAUUCUGUGUCCCCUCUCUAAAUUUGUAGUUUUUUUGCAGGUCUGUUAGCGCAGCGCAGGCAGAAAACUCCAUAACUGAUCUGUCAAACCGUUCACAGCUGAUUGGAUCAGAUAGAUGGAUGAGAGGAGCAGCUGUUUGUGAGUAAAAGCAAACUUUUAGACCCAGCAGAAUAAACGGUUAAAUUUCACUUUUAAUGCGCCUGACAUCAUGCUGCUCCAUCUCUGCCCAGUGUGUGGCUAUGAAUAACCGAACAGUAUACAUAUAUUCUAAUAGCGCUCCCAAUAAACGGUCUAGUUCCAAAAAGUAAAAAAAAAAAAGCUAUUCGUGGCAGCAGAUGAUUUAAUUGUGGUGGGCUGCCACAAAUAAAUGAAUAUGUGGGGAAACCCUGGUCUACAUGUUCUGUACGGGUCAACAACUGUUGAGCAUGCUGACACUGGCCUGCAUGUAGCAUUAGCCUCUAUGUUUUAGCAUGAUAGCAUGUAUGCAGCCACCAUUCACAUGUUAAAUAGCUUUUUACAGGGUUCUCGUUUUAAAACAUGUUUGAUGGAAAUAGUAAAAAGUAAUAAUUUUAGCAAACAAAAGUAUGGUUGUCAGCUAGAUAUGCUUUUGUUUACUUGUGUAUGAUAUCAAAGAACUAGUGGUUUAAAAAUUACGGCCAAUUUGAUGGUAAAUCUACCAAUGGUAUCUCUAUAAACUGCAUGUUUGCAGAGCAAGAAUGGAUAGCGCGACAGGCACAGCGACAGGAACUACAGAGGGCGGGGCUUAGCAAAUGGUCAAUUUCAACAUGGGAUCAAAUACAAUCCAAAAGGGUAAUGCCACUGAAUUUCAUAUUCAUAUUCUGCCAUUUUUAUUUCUUAUGAAAGUUGGGUCUAUUUUAGUGAACAACACCUAAAAUUGCUAAAGGUCAGGGUGAAGGAGAGAGGGUUUGGAGGAGACAUUUAGGAACUUGGCUCCCAGGGAAAAUCUGAAAUCAUUUUUAUUUUUUUGGUGUGAGAUGAAGAAGGUUCUCAUGUACGGUAAACAAAAACAUUUCACAGCUUAAUACCACUAGAAAAAUGGGUUUAUUAGGUUGGGUUGCUUCCCCUUCCCAGGUGAGAAACCGCUUUUCUAUGUCAAGGUGCAGACCUCAGUCACAGAGUCAGAGGGAGAGUUUUUAUACAUAUCAUUAUCAUUUCCAACUACUGUGUAGUUACUGUAUAUUAACAAAUUAUUAUGUUAGCUUAGCUGUUAGCUUGAAGCAUAUGUUAGCAUGACAAUUUCCUUUCUCUUACUCAUUUUAUUAAGUAACAACUGUCAGCACACUAGAGCAUGCACUGUCAAGUUACCUACAGUAUAAAGUUCAGAUUCAUGUCUAUUUUUCUAUUAAAAACCUUUCAGAAUGAAGCAUUUAUUUACUCUGUCAGUCCCCAAAGUAAUUUUCUGGCAUUGCGCACCCUGGAAAGCAGAGAUACUGAUGGCUGCUUUCGUACAGUUUGUCUUGACAUUGCUUAAAAUACCAAAAUCCAUGUUAUGUUUUGUCAGAUAAAUGUCAGAAUGGCUCAAAUCUAAAUGAAGUGACGGAGAGGAGUGUGACGCUGUGGCUGCAGCUGAAUGCAUUUCCAAAUGUCAA